CGGUUACGCAAUCUAUUGUUUUUAAAAGUUUUAUUGGAUGUGAUUGGUGGAAAGACUCGUAUUUCUCGGAAAUAUAAGACAAUACACCCAAACUAUUUUACUACGUUGCUCUUUAUUUAAAUAGCAUUAGUGAUAUUUCAAAGACAUGUCUAACGCGCCAAGAAAGUUGAUAAAUGAAAAGGAAUGGCAAGAAAUAUUUACUGAUGUAUUUUCUGAUCUUGAAGACAAAGAGUUACAGGAACACGCUCGUUCACUUUUCGAGCCGCCAGCACCAAUAGAAGCGAGGGGAAAAUUAAAAGCUUCAUACACCUGCCAUGAAUGUUCUAAACGAUGGACAUCAUACUACUCAUAUAUGCGUUUCACAUAUAGGCUGUUGGAUAGGAAGCAAGAAAAGUAUGGUGAAGUCACCUUUUUUGCAAAAGGGCAAAGGUGUAACCGUUGUCCCAAGGAAGAUUACACCAUGCCCCUUUGUAGGGCAGAGUCUAUCGAAAAAGCGCUCUUACAGCUGCUAGAGGAAGUUAAGGGAAAGUAUUACUACAAACCUGGUGAGCAAAGAAGUAUUGAGGUGGAUACUGAGACACGUGAAAGCGAUUAUAAACCAAGAAAGAGGCAUGAUACUGUGAACUGCCAGGCUUGCGAAGAAGGUGUCUGUAUGGCACGAGAUGGGAGAAGAAUCAUAGACGAAACCUCUAAUACCGAGCACAACUCUGACGGAAGUCAAGCAUCUGAUAGUCAAGGUUGGAAAGAAAAAGAAGAAAUUCAUAGCAAAUCAGGGAGUAGCGUCCCUGUGCCUCCAGAAAAAAGGCACGACUGUGCUAAUUGCGAAGCAUGUAAUGAUGGUUCUUGUUCAGGAAAACGAAGUAGGCGAUGGUCAACGCAAUCCUCACAAAGCGAUUCCUCGUUUAUCAAUAAAACAACAAAUCUAGCCCUAAACGACAAGAAGGGCAACUCAUCGUCCCUUCGACCACCACGACCACCACGAAGGAGAAAACUGUACAUCCAGUGGUAUUUCACCAUUCGCACCUAAAGCAAAAGUGCAAGUAUCUCUAAACUUCAAUGAAAACAGUUCUUCUAAAAUUAGUCAAUGUUCCGGUGAUGUUUGACUAUGAAGUUGUAACCUGUGAAAAUUUUAUUGAAAAAUAUAUAGUUAGAUAAAGUAAAA
Molecule: messenger RNA, 1162 nt
Organism: Hydractinia symbiolongicarpus
Lineage: Eukaryota; Metazoa; Cnidaria; Hydrozoa; Anthoathecata; Hydractiniidae
Product: receptor-transporting protein 3-like
Exons: 1
Coding region: 146-1027 (293 amino acids)
Biological process (GO): protein insertion into membrane; protein targeting to membrane
Molecular function (GO): olfactory receptor binding
Source: RefSeq, a predicted model, not a curated record